This is a messenger RNA of Vidua macroura (Pin-tailed whydah), 10955 nucleotides long. RefSeq names its product tectorin alpha (gene TECTA). NCBI's taxonomy places the organism in Eukaryota, Metazoa, Chordata, Aves, Passeriformes, Viduidae. The record is from RefSeq and is a predicted model, not a curated record. The transcript has 24 exons. The coding region runs from base 1345 to 7806 and encodes 2153 amino acids. Gene Ontology annotation, molecular function: protein binding. Gene Ontology annotation, biological process: cell-matrix adhesion.
UAGCUGUUGGCUUAGAAAAAAAGUAAAAAUAAAUUUAAAAAUGAAAGAUUCCUGCUAUCAAGGCCACGCUUGGAGGAUGGAGGGAGAGCAAAUUCUGGAAUUUGCUGUGGAGGCAGUGAGCUGCCUGGUGCCCUGAUGUGCUAGGAGAGACUGCUGAGGUAAGAGACAGCUUUUUGGGGAAAACUUGCUGAACACACUGCCAGGAGCACCCAGGGGAAAAAAGUCAGGGCUUCUUGUUGGGCUGCUGGCAUUCCUGUCUCCUCUCUGUUCCUGACAAAGGGCGGGGAGGACAAGAGGAAUUAAGACCUCCUAGCAGGGAAAAUAGGGAAUAAAAGGCUCCCACCCCAAAUGGCAGAGGGGAAAAUCAGCCAAGCUCAGGCUGUUUUCCCACUGCUGGGGUUGGAGCAGUGCCUGUCUCACCUGAGCCUUGCUGCAGGAUGAAAAAUCAGCUCUAAUGUAGCUCUGCAGAUGGAUCCUUCACCCCUUGGCUGCUGUUCCAGCUCUCCCUCCCAUCCAACAUGGAUACGAAUCAACUCAAAGCAGCUGAAAUCUUUUCUGGGGUACAGAUUGGACUCAAAUGUAGGGCUGUGGCCAGCCCAGGUGCCAGAGGCAGGGAAAAUCCCUGUGCAAAUUGCAGCUGUAUGAGUGAAAAUGAUAAUAACGCUCACAGCAGUCCCCCAGUGAAGCUCCCCACCAGCACCAGAGAGGGUGGAAACGGGAACAGCAAGGAAACCUUCUGUGGGCUGGACUGGAUGAGUUUUUCCUUUUCCACCUGUAAAAAAGCAGGACUUGGAUGGCAAAGCAACUCCAUGGAAACUUCAGGGCAGUGCCUUUGAACGGCGCUUUAAGCCUAGCACUGUUUAAUGCUAAUCCUGUAACUUUAUAUAGAUGGGCGCUUUUUUUUUUCCCCUUUACACAAAGGAGGAAGGGGCUCGGUUCUUCUGAGGGUUGGGUUUUCUGUUCCCUGAGCAGCAGAGCUGCGAGCCCAGCUCUGUCUCUCUGGCAUUUCCAUCUGAAUCCACCUGAAGGGGGUGAGCUUUUGGGGAAGAAAGAGGCUUCUCUCCCUCUCCAGGCCAGAAUUUGAUCUCCAGAUUAGCCUGCUGGUUAUCAACAGAGGAACAACAGUUGUGAUUGCAACUCAACACUGCUCCAGCCCUGGAAGAGCAUUGAGGAAAACGGAGUUUUCAAUUGGGAGAGCAAAGGACUGAGCCAUCGUUUCAGCCAUCAGCAAUAAUUGGCAUGGCAGGACGGGCAUGCAUUCUCCCUUGACAUAGGAUUUCACCCUGCUCUACCAAGACUGGUCUAAAAUUUCAGACCUGAUUGCUCCUCUAGUCUACAAACAGGAUGAACAAGAGAUCAUUUCUGGGAGCCUGGGUGGCCCUUUUGGUGAUAACAGCACAGCAGCGAGCUCACACCAUGGCAAGCCUGUAUCCAUACUGGCAGAACGACACCAAAACCCCCAAAGUCGAUGAUGGCAGCUCCCCUGAAAUCAAGAUCUCUGUGCCAUUCAUCUUUUUUGGAGCCCCGUACAGAAGCAUUUAUGUCAACAACAACGGCGUGAUCUCCUUCAACGCCCUGGUCAGCCAGUUCACGCCCGAGGCCUUCCCGCUGACCGACGGCCGCGCCUUCGUGGCGCCCUUCUGGGCCGACGUGCACAACGGCAUCCGCGGGGAGAUCUACUACCGGGAGAGCACGGAGCCAGAGCUGCUCCGCAGGGCCUCCAGGGACAUCCGCAGGCACUUCAGGGACAUGGCCUCCUUCUCUGCCCUCUGGGUCUUCAUCGUCACCUGGGAGGAGGUGACGUUCUACGGGGGAAGCAGCACGACGCCCGUGAACACGUUCCAGGCUGUCCUGAUCACAGAUGGGAUAUCAUCCUUUGCCUUGUUUAACUACCACGAAAUCAGCUGGACCACGGGCACAGCCAGCGGAGGGGACCCCCUCACUGGGCUCGGCGGGGUGAUGGCUCAGGCUGGCUUCAAUGGUGGAAAUCUCACCAACUUUUUCAGCAUCCCAGGCUCCAGAACCCCAGACAUUGUCAAUAUUGAGGAAACAACCAACGUAAAUGUCCCGGGGCGUUGGGCUUUCAAAAUAGAUGGCAGAGAAAUAGACCCGGCCAACGGCUGCAGCCUGAGAGGACAGUUUCUCCGUCAAGGGGAGAUCUUUUGGGACAACGCCAACUGCACCACCAAGUGUCGCUGCCUGGACUUCAACAAUGAGAUCCUCUGCCAGGACAUGGCUUGUGGCCCCUUCGAGGCGUGUGAGACGAAGACCAAAUUCUUCCAGUGCGUGCCGGUGGAGAGCAGCACCUGCGUGGUGUUCGGAGAUCCACAUUACCACACCUUCGACGGCUUCCUCUUUCACUUCCAGGGUUCCUGCUCCUACCUCCUCGCCAGGCAGUGCUGGCCAGGCUCCCAGCUGCCCUACUUCAACGUGGAGGCCAAGAAUGAGAACCGAGGCGGCUCCUCCGUCUCCUGGCUGAGGGAUAUUUAUGUGGAGGUCUACUCACACAAGAUUGUUCUCCCCAAGGGCGGCUUUGGGAAGGCAAAGGUGGAUGACCUGGUGGUGUCCCUGCCCAUCUCCUUGGAACUGGGUGCAAUCAAGGUCUACCAAAGCGGGCUGUCCACUGCCCUGGAGACUGACUUUGGCCUGCUGGUGACCUACGAUGGACAGCACUAUGCCUCCGUGUCCGUGCCGGGCUCGUACAUCAACGCCACGUGCGGGCUGUGCGGCAAUUACAACAAAGACCCCGAGGACGACGUCCUGCGCUCAGACGGGCGGGUGGCCACAUCCGUGCCGGACCUGGGCGAGAGCUGGCAGGUGCCACAUCCCGAGCGCAGGUGCUCCACGGGCUGCCUGGAGAACUGCAGCCUCUGCGACGCCGCCACCGAGGCUCUGUAUUUCACCCCCGAGUACUGCGGCUUCAUCAACAAGAGCGGGGGGCCCCUCUGGGAGUGUGGCUCUGUCGUGGAUCCCACCGCCUUCAUCCACAGCUGUGUCUACGACCUCUGCAGCGCCAAGGACAAUGGCACCGGGCUGUGCCAGGCCAUCCAGGCGUAUGCCACCGUGUGCCAGGCACUGGGCAUCGCGGUGGGAGAGUGGAGGAGCCAGACGGGAUGCGCGGCGGCCGUGCAGUGCCCGGAGCUCAGCCAGUACUCGGUGUGUGCCAGCAGCUGCCCUGCCACCUGCUCAGACCUCACGGCCCCGCUGGCCUGCGCCUCCCCCUGCACCGAGGGCUGCGAGUGCCCCGAGGGCCACGUCCUCAGCGCCGACCGCUGCGUCCCCGUGCAGGGCUGCGGCUGUGACGUGAACGGCCGCUAUUACACCGUCGGGGAGUCCUUCUGGGCGUCACCAGACUGCACUGUGCAGUGCCACUGCGAGGCUGGCGGGGAGGCCAGGUGCUUCAACACCACCUGCCCCGAGGGAGAGAUCUGCACCAUCGAGAACGGCUACCGGGGGUGCUACCCAAAGCGGGAGACCGUGUGUUUGGUGGGGCAGGACCAGGUGCUGCAGACCUUUGAUGGCAUCACCUUCCCCUACCCGCUGGAACAGUCCUACACGCUGCUCAAGACCUGCCCAGAGAGGUCAGACUUCAUUGAGGUGGACAUCAACCAGAAGAAGGUCGGCUCCGCUCCCAACGGGCCGCGCGUCGUGCGAGUCCAGGCGGCCGGCCAAGAGGUGAAGAUUGGAGGCACCAGGCUGUCAGACAUUAAGGUGAAUGGUUAUGAUGUGGAGCUGCCCUAUUUCCACCCCUCUGGGCGCCUGGAAAUCUACCGGACUGGCAACAGCACCGUGAUGGAGUCCGAGGGGCUCCUGGCCAUCAGCUACUACGACUCCGGCCUCCUGGAGAUCCGCCUCUCCACCUCCUACUUCAACUGCACCGGGGGCCUCUGCGGCCUCUUCAACGACAACGCCACCGACGAGUUCUGCCUGCCCAAGGGCAAGUUCACGGACAACCUGGAGCUCUUCCUGGAGAGCUGGACCACCUUUGACGAGAUCUGCAACGGCGAGUGCGGGGACCUGCUCAUGGCUUGCAACAACGACUCGGAGCUGCUCAAGUCCUACAGGAGCCGCUCGAGCUGCGGCAUCAUCAACGACCCCACCAACAGCUCCUUCCUGGAGUGCCACAGCGUGGUCAACGUCUCAGCCUACUACAGGACGUGCCUCUUCCGCCUGUGCCAGAGCGGGGGCAACGUGUCGGAGCUGUGUGACUCGGUGGCACGCUACACCAGCGCCUGCAAGAACGCCGACGUGGACAUCGGCCAGUGGAGGAGCCACAGCUUCUGCCCUCUCUCCUGCCCGGAGAACAGCCACUUUGAGGAGUGCAUGAGCUGCGUGGAGACCUGCGAGAGCCUGGCCUCGGGCCCCGUGUGCCGGGACACCUGCUCGGAGGGCUGCCAGUGCGACGAGGGCUUCGCCCUGCGCGGCACCCGCUGCAUCCCCCGCCGCGAGUGCGGCUGCAACUUCGAGGGCCGGCAGCUGGCCACCAACCAGACCUUCUGGAUGGACAUCUCCUGCCACUUCCUGUGCUACUGCAACGGCUCGGACAACAGCGUGUACUGCGAGAAUGUGUCCUGCAAGGACGACGAGUAUUGCCUGGAGGAGAACGGCCUCUACUACUGCCACGUCCGCACCGAUGCCUCCUGCAUCAUCUCGGGCUAUGGGCACUACCUGACUUUUGAUGGCUACUCCUUCGACUUCCAGAGCAGCUGUGAGCUGGUGCUGUGCACCACCAUCUCCCGGCCCAGGGUGGAGCGCUCGGACACGUUCCCGGCGUUCACUGUCACGGCCAAAAAUGAGGACCGGGACACCUCUCUGGCGCUGUGGGUGAAGCAGGUGGAAGUGGAGGUCUUUAAUUACAAGAUUGUCAUCCACCGAGCCUACAAAUACACUGUGCUGAUCAAUGACGAGCGUCUCUACUUGCCCCUGAAGCUGGGCCAGGGCAAAGUGAACAUCUUCGCCUUUGGUUUCCACAUCGUGGUGGAGACCGACUUCGGGCUGAAGGUGGUGUACGACUGGAAGACCUUCCUGUCUGUCACCAUCCCACGGGGCUUCCAGAACCUCACCUACGGCCUCUGCGGCCGCUACAACGGCAACCCUGAGGACGACCUGGUGGCCGCAGGGGGCACGCCGGCCACCAGCAUCAGUGACUUUGUGCAGAGCUGGGCCAAGCGGGACGCGUUCUGCCGCGUGGGCUGCGGCGACCGCUGCCCGGCCUGCGGCAAGGUCGAAGGAUUCUGGAAGCCCCAGCAGCUCUGCAGCCUCAUCCCCAGCCAAAGUGGCGUCUUUGCCAAGUGCCACAGCAAGAUCAAUCCCGGUUUCUUCUACAAGAACUGCCUCUUUGACACCUGUGUGGAUGGGGGGGCCAUGCAGACAGCCUGCAGCUGGCUGCAAAACUAUGCCAGCACGUGCCAGACUCAGGGCAUUGCCAUCACUGGCUGGAGGAACUUCACCUCGUGCUCUGUCAGCUGUCCCCCCAACAGCCACUACGAGAGCUGCGUGUCCCUGUGCCAGCCCCGAUGUGCUGCCAUCCGGCUGAAGAGCGACUGCAGCCACUACUGCGUGGAGGGCUGCCAGUGUGACCCUGGCUAUGUCCUCAACGGCAAGAGCUGCAUCCUGCCCCACAACUGUGGCUGCUACUCUGACGGCAAAUACUACGAGCCCAAGCAGCUCUUCUGGAGUGGGGACUGCACCCGGCGGUGCCGCUGCUUCCGGCGCAACCUGAUCCAGUGCGACCCCCGGCACUGCAAGUCGGACGAGGAGUGCGCGCUGCGCAACGGCGUCCGCGGCUGCUUCAGCACCCGCAGCUCCUUCUGCCUGGCGGCCGGCGGCGGCGUCUUCCGCACCUUCGACGGCGCCUUCCUCCGCUUCCCCGCCAACUGCGCCUUCGUCCUCUCCACCAUCUGCCAGAAGCUGCCCGACUUCUCCUUCCAGCUCAUCAUCAACUUCGACAAGUGGUCCUCGCCCAACCUCACCAUCAUCUCCCCCGUGUACUUCUACAUCAACGAGGAGCAGAUCCUCAUCAGUGACAGGAACACUGUCAAGGUGAACGGAAGCCUCGUGAGCAUCCCCUUCGUCACGGGGCUGUCCACCAAGAUCUUCAGCCAGGAGGGCUUCCUGGUCAUUGACUCCAGCCCCGACAUCCAGAUCCGCUACAACGGCUUCAAUGUCAUCAAAAUCACCAUCGGGGAGCGGCUGCAGAACAAGGUGUGCGGCCUCUGUGGCAACUUCAACGGCGACCGCACCGACGACUACGCCACGCUGCGGGGCAAGCCGGCCGUCAGCAGCGUGGUGCUGGCACAGAGCUGGAAAACCAACGGCAUGCAGAAGAGCUGCAACGAGCUGCAGUACUCGCAGUACGCCGCCUCCUGCGACAACGUGCAGAUCCAGGAGCUGCAGAGUGACAGCUACUGCCUGAAGCUGACCGACAUGAAAGGCUUCUUCCAGCCCUGCUACGGUCUCCUGGACCCGCUGCCUUUUUACGAGUCCUGCUUUUUGGAUGGCUGCUACAACCACAAGAAGGUCCAGCUGUGCGGCUCGCUGGCUGCCUACGGAGAGGCCUGCAGGACCUUCGGCAUCCUGGGCACCGAGUGGAUCGAGAAGGAGAAUUGCUCAGGAGUGGUGGAAGAUCCCUGCGUGGGCGCCGACUGCCCCAACCGCACCUGCGAGCUGGACAACGGCGGGGAGCUGUGCGGCUGCAUCGAGCCCCCGCCCUAUGGGAACACCACCCACGACAUCAUUGAUGCGGAGGUGACCUGCAAGGCCGCCCAAAUGGAGGUGUCCAUUUCAAAGUGCAAGCUGUUCCAGCUGGGCUUUGAGCGUGAGGGCGUGCGGGUCAACGACCGCCACUGCCCUGGCAUCGAAGGGGAAGACUUCAUCUCCUUCCAGAUCAACAACACCAAAGGCAACUGUGGCAACUUGGUGCAGUCCAACAGCACUCACAUAGUGUACAAGAACACGGUGUGGAUCGAGAGUGCCAACAACACGGGCAACAUCAUCACCCGGGACAGGACCAUCAAUGUGGAGUUUUCCUGUGCCUAUGAGCUGGACAUCAAGAUCUCCCUGGAUUCAGUCGUGCGGCCGAUGCUCAGUGUGAUUAACCUGACGGUGCCGACACAGGAAGGGAGCUUCACCACCAAGAUGGCCCUGUACAAGAACUCGUCCUACAAGCACCCGUACCGGCAGGGCGAGGUGGUGCUCACCACCCGGGACGUGCUCUAUGUGGGGGUCUUUGUGGUGGGGGCCGACUCCAACCACUUGAUCCUGAUGCUGAACAAGUGCUACGCCACCCCCUCACGGGACAGCAACGACAAACUGCGCUACUUCAUCAUCGAGGGAGGGUGCCAAAACAUGAAGGACAACACCAUUGGCAUAGAGGAGAACGGGGUGUCCCUGACGUGUCGCUUCCACGUCACCGUCUUCAAGUUCAUCGGGGACUACGACGAGGUUCACCUGCACUGCGCCGUCUCCCUCUGCGACUCCGAGAAAUACUCCUGCAAAAUCAACUGCCCUCAGCACACGAGGAUGGCCAGCGCCUUCACCGAGGAGUCCAAGGAGCAGAUCCUCUCAGUGGGGCCUAUCCGGAGGAAGCGCUCAGACUGGUGCGAGGACAACGGAGGCUGUGAGCAGAUCUGCACGAGCCAGGCGGAUGGGCCUUUGUGCAGCUGUGUGACAGGGACACUGCAAGGGGACGGCAAGAGCUGCAGGGCCUCCAGCUCUUCAGGGGAGCACCGUGCCCGAGUGACCCUCCUGCUGGCGGCCCAGCUGUGGCUGUGGCUGCGCUCAGCUCCACGGCACCUGACCUCGUAGGCGCGGCCCCGCCGCCCAGCCAAAAACUGUUCUCGCGUCAGCCUGAGUCUUUGUAGGGUAGGAGACAGCCCCCCCGCCGUGGCCACGCUGCUGCCCACCCGGCCAUGCUGCGAGGAGGCAGAGGGACGUGACCUGGAGAGAGAUGGGACGCGGACCCGGCGGUGACAUGCAGCCGGCACAGCGGCAGCAACGGCGAGACUGAGCAGGAUGUCUGCCAGCAGCGAUGUGGGACUGGGGUUUGGGGUUUUUUUACAGCUUUCCAUCAUUGAUGUGGACUCAAGGAGGGGUUUUGCAGCUUUUCCCCAGGCUCUCCCUUGUGGGGUGCACUGUAGGUGGCCCACACCACUGUUGGUGGGGUGGGACAGGGUGGAGCAGGUGCUGUCCCCUCACAUGGACAGCUGCAGGUCUCCACUGUCCUUGGGAGCUGCCACCAGGGUCUUACGAGCUCACAGACUCAACCAGAGGUAGGUGUUGGGGCACAGGUCAUGGCCAGAGCAGUGCAUUGCCAUCUCUGGAUGUUGUGACGCCUUGGGACCGUGUCACCCUCUGACUCUGGAGCAGAGGUGGUGCUGAGGUUUGGUUCAGAGAGCCAAACUCAUCCAUGGGGGUCUGGAAAUCUUGACAUUGUGCUGUGGUGGUGACAAGCUGGUGCCAAUAAUUGGAAAGAGGCGCUUUCUGGUGGGCAGGAACAAGAGUCAGAGGAAGGAGGGGUGAAAUUCCCUGCUGCGUUUGUGUGGCAUGCAAGGGUUGAGGGUCAGAGCAGGGUUGGGGUCUGUGGGCACAGGGCAGCAUUGGGGUGCCUGGUGAAAGAGUGGGGAGCAGCCUUGGGGUGCUGGUGGGUGUGGGGGGCUGUGUUGGUGUCUUGUCUUGUGUUUGUACUCUGUGAAACGGCUGCGUGGGAAUAAAAAGUGUUGUAAUCCUUCGUAAGCACCGAGUCCUGUGUGAUGGGGGCAAGGAUGGCGAGCAGCAGCAGGGCCUGGAAGGACACCAAGGCUGCAAAGAGUCCCUGGGAGGGAUGGACAGGGAAUUUUGGGGUGCCAGGCAGGGGCACACCAGAGCUGAGGGCACGGGUUGUGGCUGGAGUGUGGGUCUGGCAGGUUUGCCGUGGGGUGGGCUGGGAUGCAGGGCAGAAGGAGCAGAGGAGAUUUGGGUUCUGGGGCAGGACAGCUGGUUCCCUUGCCUCAAGACAAGAUGUCAGGUAACAGGAUGUCAUGGACUCUGCUCUUCUUGUUCUCUGCCUCUCAGCUCCCUCUCUGUGUCUCCGUGCCCUCUGUGUGUGUGUUAGCUCUGAAUUCUCUCCUUCACCCCUCUUUGCUCCCUGUGACUGCCUCUCUGCUGCCUCGAUCCCCCAUCUCUGUUCCUCUUCGCUCUCCUGUCUGUCUCUGCCCUCUCUGUCCUCUCUCUGUGCCCUGUCUGUGCUUCUUUGCCAUCCCUCUCCUGGCCCUGCUGUCUGCUCUCUCAGUGUCACUCUCAGCUGGCUCCAGUGUCUGUCUCUGUUUGCUCUUUGCGCUUCUUUGCCCUCUCUCUCCCCAUAUUUGCUCUCUGCCUCUGUGCCCUCUGCACCCCCCUCUUUGCUCUCCAGGUCUCCCAUCUCCUUCCCCAGCCUCUCCUUGCCUCAGGCCAUGUCUCACCCUCAGUUCAGUUAAUUCAUGAACUGCUGAAGGAUGGCAGCAGUGUGGCUGUGCUGCACCCGAGGGAGCUGCCCAAGGGCUCUGGGGGUGCUGUGGCUGUGGGGGGACCCCCCGAGGAUGGAGGGGAUCCCCGGGGCACUGAAGGGGCUGGCUGGCCCUCGGUGGGUGAGCAGGUGGGUAAAUGUCAAUUUCUUUUGGGGUUCUGAAGGUCUGGGUGACCCCAAGAGAUCGUAAAGAGUCUUUGCUUCCCUAGCCUAAAGCAGCUAAAGAAGAGGUUUGGAAUGUGUGAAGUCGAGUUUUCAAGGUUAUUUAUUUCUUCUUAUCUAUAAACAUUCUUUCUCUGACCUGCUGAGCUCUGGCUAGCAAGGAGGCCGUGGCCAUCUGCCCUGAGCCUUGGGUGGCUCUUAUAUUAUAUACUCAAAACUACGUGUGCCAUUUUUACAGUUCCCGUACCAAUACUUAAGAUUUAUGUUGGACAGUGUGUCUCUACCGUAAACUAAUAGAAAAGUGUCACUAUCACAGUAAGGCAUGGAGGACAAGAAUAAGGAAAAGAAGGCUAGGACAUGCUUAAAUUCUUCUAUCUUGUACCUUUUUGAACCCUAUUCUAAAAAUCUCAAAAUUCUAUUUUUCUACCUUUUGUUAGUUUAAAUAUCACACUACUAAAACUUUCGUGGCUUGUAAUUCCUCAUACAAAAUUGACAGUUUUUUCCACAGGCUAAAAUCGAAGCCGCAGGUGUUUUUGACUUCGUGCCAAGGUCUCCGAGCCCCCUGCCAGGGUCUGGAGCCAGCCAGGGCAGCCAGAGGGAUGUGCUGGGCUCGGACAGGUAAACAACUCCGUGGUAACACAGCAGAGCGCUGGGCAGCACUGCAAGGGCACUGGGGGGAUGUUCAUGAUUUUCUUUGGCUCUUUAAAGGGUUUGACAGAUUGUCCAAAGAGCGAUGGAGAGGGGAGAGCCUGAUUGUGGGGAUCACGCUGACCACAGCACUGACCACAGUGCUAACCACAGCGCUGACCACAGUGCUAACCACAGUGCUAACCACAGUGCUAACCACAGAACUGACCAGAGCACUGACCACAGAACUGACCAGAGCACUGACCACAGAACUGACCACAGCGCUGACCAUGGCACUGACCAGAGCACUGACCACAGAACUGGCCACAGAACUGACCACAGCGCUGACCAUGGCACUGACCAGAGCACUGACCACAGUGCUAACCACAGAACUGACCAGAGCACUGACCACAGAACUGGCCACAGAACUGACCACAGUGAUGACCACAGUGCUAACCACAAAACUGACCACAGCAUUGACCACAGCAUUGACCACAGUGCUGACCACAAAACUGACCACAGCACUGACCACAGCACUGACCACAAUGCUGACCACAGCUUCAUAGGGCUUAAUUAUCAUGGAAUCACCACAGUUUGGGCUGGAAAAGCUCCUCUCAUUCCACCCCCUGCCAUGGCAGGGACACCUUCCUCUGUCCCAAGCCUGUCCAGCCUGGCCUUGGACACU